AAUUUAGUAAUAAUUUCUAAAAACAACUUUACACAUUCAAUUUCCCCUAAAAUGGAGCUUUGGCAAAACAAAAUCGCUGUAGUAACUGGAGCCGCAUCUGGUAUUGGUGCUGCCACCUGUAAACUUCUUUUAGAAAAGGGUAUGAUUGUGGUGGGUCUUGAUAUUCGUCUCGAUAAAAUGGAAACACAAGUGAAAACUUCUUUGGCCAUAGAACAACAAACAAAUUUCCACUACUUCAAAUGUGAUGUCAGAGAUGAGGCGAAUGUCAGAGACACUUUUGCUGUUAUAAUAAAUAAUGCUGGUAUUAUACGACAAAAUGCUCUACUAAAUCCAAGUAAUUCUAAGGAUAUUAGAGACACUAUUGAUACUAAUCUCAUGGGGAUUGUUUGGUGUACUCGAGAAGCUUUUCAAAAUAUGAAAAAACGUAAUGUUGAUGGUCAUAUAACAAUUGUCAAUAGUAUUUGUGGUCGUUUAGUGCCAAAUAUACCGGGUCAAAGUACAAAUAUAUAUCCACCCUCAAAGCAUGCUGUUACUGCCUUGGUGGAGGUAUUAAGGCAUGAGCUUUUAGCUCAGGGUUCUAGAACAAAAAUUACGAGCGUUAGUCCUGGUGCCUGCCGUACUGGUAUUUUGGGCGAUGAUAUUCCAUAUCCAUCUCAUAUACCCGCCCUAAAUCCUGAAGAUGUUGCUGAUGCCAUUGUAUUUGGUAUACAAACACCAUCACAUGUUCAAAUACAUGAUUUAUUUAUACGUCCUCUGGGAUUUGAUUACUGAAAUUUUGAGUAACCGGUGGACUAUAUAAUUAUCAAUAAUACGAUUGUGUUUCUUUUAGAAAUUUUUCAAUAAUUUGAAGUGUUGUUUUCUAAUGGUGCUUAUUGACCAAUAAAAUGUUUAAUACUUCGUUCACACGACACUGUUAUUAAGAUAUCGAAUCUUGCAUGAAAUAUUGUAAUUUGAGUAUUUCUAAACAUCAUUACAG
This is a messenger RNA of Lucilia cuprina (Australian sheep blowfly), 976 nucleotides long. Its product is annotated as farnesol dehydrogenase-like. Bases 52 to 771 code for a protein of 239 amino acids. Lineage: Eukaryota; Metazoa; Arthropoda; Insecta; Diptera; Calliphoridae. The transcript has 2 exons. The record is from RefSeq and is a predicted model, not a curated record.